Messenger RNA from Tetrahymena thermophila SB210, 618 nucleotides. RefSeq lists its product as hypothetical. The record is from RefSeq and is a predicted model, not a curated record. NCBI's taxonomy places the organism in Eukaryota, Ciliophora, Oligohymenophorea, Hymenostomatida, Tetrahymenidae. The transcript has a single exon.
AUGAAAAUAAUUUCUCUUUUUUUUGUUUGCUUAAUAGCAGUAAUUUAAAUUAAUGCUAAAAAUAAUUGUUUAGAAUAUGUCCUUAAAUAACGUGACUCUGGAAAAUAUUGUGAAUUAUAAAAUGAUAAUGAAUGCUGGAAUGAAAUGAAAAGCUAUCAAUAAUGUGAAUAGCAAUGUUUUAAGAAAAGCAAAAAUGAACCAUAUGAAUCACUUUAAUGUGUUAAAGAAACUUGCAAUCCAUCUAAUCCUUAAGUGCAAUGGUUUAAAACGGAAGAACUUAUAUGUGUAGAUAUUUUCGAGCCUCAUGAUUUUAAUGGACUUGAUAAAUGUUAACUAGAUUUAUUUAAUAGAGCAGCCUAGGGAUAGUUUUGUUAACAAGGAAAUACCGAUUGCAUAUAAGCUAUAAAAUCUGCCAAAUAAUGCUCUAUAACUUGCUUCCUUAAAAAAAAUAUCAGAGAGGUGUCUAAUUAGUGCUUAAAAGAACAAUGUUCUUCGGUAAAUCCUUAAGCUCAAAGUUUUUUAAACAGUCUUAGCAAAUGUGGUACUAUAGAUAUUAGUAUAAGCUCCUCAAAUACACUUGCUUUCACAAGUUUUUUACUUGCUUUUUUAAUUAUUUGA